Messenger RNA from Apus apus (common swift), 8809 nucleotides. It is a transcript of the gene MYEF2, whose product is annotated as myelin expression factor 2. Gene Ontology annotation, cellular component: nucleus; post-mRNA release spliceosomal complex; cytoplasm. The record is from RefSeq and is a predicted model, not a curated record. Gene Ontology annotation, biological process: regulation of mRNA stability involved in response to oxidative stress. NCBI's taxonomy places the organism in Eukaryota, Metazoa, Chordata, Aves, Apodiformes, Apodidae. The transcript has 17 exons. Gene Ontology annotation, molecular function: mRNA binding. Bases 51 to 1898 code for a protein of 615 amino acids.
CCGGGCCCUUUUCAAACCCAGCGGGAGCGGGGCCGCGGCCAGGCCACAAAAUGGCGGAGAGCGACAAGCCCGAGGCUGCGGCCGCCGCGCCGCAGCGCGGAGCCGAGGAGCCCGCCGCCAGCCAGCCGCCGCCACAGCAGCCGCAGCAGCAGCCGCCACAACAGCCGCCACAGGAUGAGGAGGCGACAGCGGCAGCAACGGAGAGCGGCGGGGGCAGCGCUAAUGGCGUCAAAAUGGAUAAUGAUGAGACAGCAAAAGAAGAGAAAGCACCUGUGAAAGAGAAGUACGUUGCAAAACCGAAGGCAAUCCCUUCUCUUGGAAACAAGAAUAGAUUCCACCCCUAUUCAAAGGAGAAGAAUGCAGGCACUGGAGAGAAGAAGACAAUUAAUCGUAAUAGAGUGUUUAUUAGCAACAUCCCUUAUGACAUGAAGUGGCAAGCUAUUAAAGAUCUUAUGAGAGAGAAAGUUGGUGAGGUUACAUACGUGGAGCUGUUUAAGGAUGCUGAAGGAAAAUCAAGGGGCUGUGGUGUGGUUGAAUUCAAAGAUGAAGAAUUUGUUAAGAAAGCAUUAGAAACUAUGAACAAAUAUGAUCUUAGUGGAAGACCGCUGAAUAUUAAAGAGGAUCCUGAAGGUGAACAUGCUCGUAGGGCAUUACAGCGUGGAGGAGGACAGUUUCCAGCAGGACAUGGACCUGAUGUGGCACCUGGAAUAAUGAAUUUACCGCCUUCUAUUCUCAAUAAUCCAAACAUUCCUCCUGAGGUUAUCAGUAACUUGCAGGCAGGCAGGCUUGGGUCCACUAUUUUUGUUGCUAAUCUUGACUUUAAAGUUGGCUGGAAGAAACUGAAGGAGGUAUUCAGCAUUGCUGGAACUGUAAAACGUGCAGACAUCAAAGAAGAUAAAGAUGGCAAGAGUCGAGGAAUGGGAACAGUUACCUUUGAACAGGCAAUUGAAGCUGUUCAAGCAAUAUCUAUGUUCAAUGGACAAUUCCUGUUUGACAGACCCAUGCAUGUAAAAAUGGAUGACAAAUCAGUUCCCCAUGAAGAUUUCCGUGGUGCAGACAGCAAAACUUCACAAUUACCUCGUGGUCUUGGUGGCAUUGGUAUGGGACUUGGACCAGGCGGACAGCCCAUCAGUGCAACACAGCUGAGCAUGGGUGGUGGAAUGGGGAGCAUGGGUCCAGCAGGUAUCGGAAUCGACGGCCCAGGAUUUGGCGGGAUGAAUAGAAUGGGAGGCGGACUUGCUGGGUUUCGUGUAAUGGAAGGAAUGCCUAAUAUGGGAGGAUUUGGAGUCAACCGAAUGGGAGAAAUGUUCCGUGGUGGAAUGGGAGGAAACAUGGACAGAGAGUUUGGUCGUGGUGACAUGGCACUGAACCGUGGUUUUGGAGAUUCUUUUGGAAGAAUGGGUGGUGCAAUGAUUGGUGUUUUUGCAGGAGGAAUGGGAGCACCUAGCAUGGGCCCAGUAAGAUCUGGAAUGAGUGGUGGAAUGGGUGGUAUGAACAGUAUGGCUGGAGGAAUGGGAAUGGGGAUGGAUCGGAUGAGUUCUGGUUUUGAUCGAAUGGGACCAGCAAUGGGUGGAGGCCUGGACAGGAACAUCGAUAUCGAUCGAGGAUUUGUGCCUGGCCCGAUGGGAGGUGGCAUGAGAGAGAGAUUAGGCUCUAAAGGCAACCAGAUAUUUGUGAGAAAUCUUCCUUUUGACUUGACCUGGCAGAAGCUAAAGGAGAAGUUCAGUCAGUGUGGUCAUGUAAUGUUUGCAGAAAUAAAAAUGGAGAAUGGAAAAUCAAAGGGCUGUGGAACAGUGAGAUUUGACUCACCAGAAUCUGCUGAAAAGGCCUGUAGGAUAAUGAACGGCAUAAAAAUCAGUGGCAGAGAAAUUGAUGUCCGCUUGGAUCGCAAUGCGUAAUUUAAAACUGUUCAGGAACAUUCCUAUGUCUGUUUAGCUUCUCUAUCCUAGUAAGUCAUUUUUAGUAACAUUGUAUGCUUACAAAAGCUGUAAAAAGGAACUUUUAAAUCCCACCAGCCUUUAACAGUAUAGUGUUUAAUAUACUGUGAUACUUGUUAACUGAAUCUUACUAUGUUUUGUUUUUAAAGACAAUUUGCCUGAUUUUUGUUGUUUUUUUUAGAGGCACUGAGCACCUGCAGGUCCCUGUGGACCAUGGAAGCUCUGGAUGCUCAGCGCCUUUGGAAAAUUAGGCCAAGUGUCUCUAGUCAUUCAGUUUAAAUGAAUGGUUAUACUGUUUUUAAUAAAAUAAGCCAUUUUCUCUGUUAAUCUCAAGAUUGCAUAGUGGGAUUUGUUUAGUGUUUUCAGAUUUUAAUUUUUUCUCCCCCAGCGUGUAUUGACAUUGUAAUGUAAAAACUAGAUGUGUUUUAUUUUGGUUUGUUUUUUUUGUUGGUUUGGUUUGGUUUUUUUCAGAUUUUUGGUUUUAUAUAUGUGUUGUAGUCAUACUGUAAUUCUUGACUCUAAAAGAAAGGGCUCCAAUUAGGCUGUGAUGUUUUUGUUCUACUUAAUAUUACUUUAAUGACAUGACUUAGUUCUGUAAAUAAGAUUUAGAGCCCAAAGGGAGUUUUGAAUAUAUAUUUUUUUUAUUUCACUAAAUGAAGAAACUGGUCUUUCUCUCCUGCUUUUAUUUUUUUCAUCAGUAUAAUCACUGAUUAAAGCUAGUUACCACAGACCCUUGUAGGAUUGUUCCCUAUGAUGCCAAGUUCAUAUAAAAUCGAUAAUGUAGUAAAUACUAAGUACAGUACAAGACAAAUUGCUCCCAAUUUUUUAUCUAUUUUCCAGCCAUUCAGGUGAAUUGCCAGAAGAAUAAAAACAACAGAACAGAUAAGAGAAAUGGCUGUGUAUGUCAAACCACUGCUGUUCACUUCUAUGGGUCCUGAUGUAUUUAUGAAGGCAGUUUUUAUAAACCAGGGUAUUCCCAAACAGAGCAUAUCAAAUACAUUGGAUCCUACAAUGUUAGACAUGGCCAUAUCUCCAUUUCCUGUAAAAGAAAAAAAUACAGAUAAGUCUGAUUAAUUGUACUGUAUGAAAUUGCCAAACUGUUUUGGAGGAACAGCCUGUCAGCCCUCAGUUUCUCACAGAGCACCCUUUUCAGACUUUUCAUUAAAAUAACUAUAGUCAUAAUUCUAAAUAACGUAGUUUUGGGUACCACAAGCAUUAAAAAAAAGUCUCCCUGAUUCACCAGCAUCUGCACUGUUGCACUUAAAAUUAAGCUAGGCAGGCUAUUAUAAAAUCCAGUCAUGCUUAAAAUACCAAGACCUACAGUUAGUUAUGUUUUGCAGUAAAACUGUUAACACUUCAACAAUACAUCAAACCAAUCUGGAAUACUUCUCUGAGAUACACUGAGGGGUUUUUAAAUAUCUGAGCCACAGCUUCUUUUCAGGUAAGCUGCUUAUUUAUUAUUAGUAAACUUAAGCUCUAGAAUCUGGAGUAAAAAUUUUGAAGUUACUCCUUGAAUUUCUGGAAAUGUUUAGUAGAAUUCUUUUUUCCAUAGUACCUUUUAAACACGUCCUUUGGAAUGAACCUGAAUACUAAAAUCUUUACCUCUCUGAGCCACCAGCACACUUGCAAUUGUAUCUGGUAAACUUGUUCCUGCUGCUAGUAAUGUGAGACCCAUUAUUGACUCUGGAAUUCCCAGGGUUUCACCUGCAGUCGAUAAAUAACAGAAGAAAAUGCAAGUCUGAUUUUAGUUUGUUUCAUCCAAAUAAAUUGCUUUGGACUUUGCUGGAGAAAGGAUUAGUAAUCAUACAGUAAUUUCAAAAGGAAUCAGUCAGCUAACUUGACUAAGUAUGAGGUGACUGAACCAUUAAGGUAGUUAAGAACAACAACAAAGAAAUAUCAUCCUAUUCUUGUUCUUUAAUUAAAUAAAAAUGGAAUUGUAGUGUAGUAAUUGUCUUACUUAACAAGUUUCUCAAAGACCUGAGUGGAACGUUUCCAGUGGUCAUGACAAUAGCAGUUAAGUGGAGGUUUAAAUAUCUAACAGUUUACUCCUUUGUUUUUUUUUCCCCUCAACUUCUAGAAAAUAUAAUAGUCUUCUGUGGUUGGAGCAUUUAAUUGUUAGUGCUCAGAAGUCUCAUGAAGCAAUAACUCUUACAAUCCCCCUCUUUAAAGGGGGUGGGGGGAAAGCACAUGAAUUUUCUUGGGGAGGAGGAGGGUCAUUAAAAUCAUUACUGCAAUACUGUCUCAACUACAUGGCUUUACCACCUCGUUCCAGUUAGAAAGUUCUUUUGUUGGAUUUGGAAGAAUCAAAAUGCAGAAUUUUAAUAUGACUUGUAAGUACAAGUAAUCCUUUAGAAGUAUGAGUUUCUUUAGGUAAAUACUGGUUUAAAUUAAGAAAAGUCUUAAAUCGUUCCUAAAACAGCAGCUUAUUUUUCCCUACUUUUUUUAAGUCGCAUGUGUCCUGUAUGCAAUUAGUUUCUCAGAUAAAAUUCAGGGGUUCAGAUGUUCAGAACAGUUAUAGCACUUAUACCAUUCACAAGCAUCAAUAUUCUGAAGUAUUUGAUACCUCUGUUCAAACUAUUAAGUAAUUAGUUUUUCUUAAACUAUUUUGUUCACUAAAAAGUAUCUUAAUUUUUUAUUUUAAAUCUGAAUUCUUGCAGUAUUUGGACACUAAAAAGAACAGUUUUCUUAACAAUAUAAACCGUCUUAGUCUAGAUGAGCCCAGUAAAUUUAUGUUGGAAGCUAUUUGUUGGGUCAGAGGGACUAAUGUGAUUGUGUUGCAGAAUUUGUACUGGUAUUUAUUCUUUCAUCACUCCUCAUGUAAGAUUUGUAGGAUAAGGGACCAAUACAAUAAGCUUUUAUAAACCAUUCAGGCUGGAAAGCAGUGGCUCACCAAGCCAACCAAGGUGAAUACAAAUGAACCAGCCUUAUGUUUGCAGCAGUAGUUUCUGGCCGUCUGAAGGUUGUAAGACAGAAUCUAAACUCAGGUGAAUCUAAUUCUUCUUUUUAUUAGAUAGGCUUAUCUUCUAUUUAAUGUGUAGGGAUUUUUUCUGGCAACUGACCAUAAAGAGAGAAUGAUUUUGUUUUCCUAGCCUUUAGUUAAUCCUGUGCAUCAGUAGCAGUAUCUUGCUAUGAGUAGUUAAGUUUUCUUUGCUAGCAACUAGAAGUGUACUAAGUUAGGUUUGUUCUUGACCAUCAAAAUUUAGUCCCCAGCUGUGAGACUUUUGUGACAUUCUGAUAGGCUGUUUAUGCAACAAUAGAAUCUUUGAGUCACCCUUCAUGAAAGAACUUGGAUGUGAAUAUAAUGCCUGUGUAAUUUUUAGCAUUUUAACAUGUAAAUAGAACAUACUUGACCUAGAAGUAGUGGGUUAAAGACCCCAAUAUUGUUUGUGAUGACUCUUCAAAGUGGACUAACACUAACACACUAUUUGACUCUCUAGUGUACCGGCUUCCAUAUGAAUUAGUGCUUUGUCUAGUAAAACAGCAAUAACUCUAAUGUGAAUCCUGUUUCAAAGGCUUCCAGCAUUCAGACAGUAAGUAUCCUUGCUCUUCAGACACAAGUUGAAAAUUAUUUGAGCAAGGAGUGAACCUGAUGGAUGUUAUAUCUAAUCAACUACUAGUAAUGUGUAGGUCUGUUUCUGCACUGAACAAGGAGUUAUUCAUUGAACUGAAGUUGAAAACAAGUUUAGGAUGCUGACCUAGCAGAAUACUUGAGUAGGAUUAGUGAGCUAUAAUGUGAAAAUGGCAAGCUUUGUAACCUUUCUUAUUUAGAGAUUUGUUUUCUGCAUGUUCUUAAAAUGAAAAACUGCAUUUUUCUCAGGCUGACUGGAGAAACAGUGAAAUGAGAAAACCUUUAAUACCUUAAAAUGCUUAAAAGAUUUUUUUACACAAAAGUUCAUAGCCCUUUUCUCACUUAAAUGCAAUUCUUUUACUGCUUCCCUUUAUGAUGCAGAUUUGUAAGAGGUAUACAUAGACACAUACCAAGAAUGUUUAAUAAACAAAUGAUGCCAUAGUUGAAAUAAAAUAGUAAAAACAUUUGGGAGGUGUUUUUGGCAGUUAAUGUGCUAAAUCUCUUACUGUAGUGUUCAAGAAAAAAUACAGGUAUAGAAAUAUAAUGAAUUUUUUACGGAAUCCUGAACUUUUAAUUCCAGUCUUGAUGAAUUCCAUGUUUUUCAGACUUCAGCUUGGCAAGUUUAUUGCUAUGUAAUUUUUUCACUUAAUGAAGCAGUUUAACAAAACUGUCUCUUUUUAACUAUAGGCUUUUUUUUGUAGCUAUGUAAACGAAUUCUCCUUCAUGUGAAGGAAGCUGAAGCUGCUAAACUAUAAAGUGGUUUUCAUUGGAUGGAAGAAAGUGGAAAACUAAGCAGCCAAGCAUAAGUUUUUGUUGGUUUUGUUUGGGUUGGAUUUUUUUGUUUGUUUUUACAGCAAAGCAUGCAUUGGUAAACUGAUUGUUAAUAAUGAAAAACUCUUCACAGGGAGAAAACUGUUUUCUCAGUUGUUCUCAAUUGGUUGGCUCUGUAUAGCAGCAGCACUUUAGGGACCUACCUGCUAUUGUUACCAUCCAUACAAGGACAUAGGUUAUUGCAGAAAUCCAUACUGCUGAAAUGAAAAAUGUCACCAUGAACCAGUUCCUCCAAAACGGUCUUCUGCAAUCUGGUAUAGUCAAAUAGAGGAGUGUAGUGAUAGGAAGGGAUAACACCCACAAGACUCUCUUCAUAUCUGCUUCAGGCAUGGUGAAGACACUUCGAUGAUCUGUUGAAGAGAAGUAACUGUUUUAAAUUGCAGCAUUAAGGUUGAACCAUAGCAUACAGUCACAUGACUAUCCUCUACUUGUGAGAAUACUCAAAAAAGGUAAAAAAAUACUUCCUCAAGUUCUAGUUGUAGUCUUACCCAGUAUUUACGUUUCAUUGGACAAAACUGUGAAAUCAAAUGUUCUUUAGUUCUCUCCUAGUGACAUGGUAAUAAGGUAGAUGAAAAAUGAGCUUUUCUAUAAAGGUUUACACAAUAUCAAGAGUAAGUACCAACUGCUGGAUUUUGCCCAAGUGAAGAGGAAACUGAUGAUCUGUGGCCACAUCAUACCUAUUCCUUUACUUUACAAACAAAGCAUAUUUUAGGCUGCCAUUGUCAUAAGAAAACAGUAUAUAUUAGUACAGUUCCAGUGUCUUUUCAGCUGGUACUACAUUUUACAGGCAGUGUUGCUGGGAAGUUUCAAAUGUGCACAGCAAAGACUGAUGGAAAUCUGCUGUUCUAGUAUGACACAAAUGAGCAACUACCCUAGCACUCAUCUGGCAGCUAAUUUUAUAUAAAUACUUCCACUCUGAUUUUGCUUACUGUUACAUUUUGGGGAAGAAUAGUUAGUUACUCUAAAUACUAUACUGGAGUUCUUUUGUGAACAAAAUCUUAAUCAUAUCUCAAAAUCUACUUUUUAUUAGAACUGAUGCAGACAGUCAUGCAGAGUGCUAGAGACAACUGCAAUAAUACUUCUACCUUCAGAGAUUUCAUUAAGCCCACGCAAGCUUGUUGAAAGUUGAGAGUAGUCCGGCUCAUCUUGAAAGAUUCCACUAUCUGUUCUUGACUGCUGACGAAUUAGAGGUCCACUCUCUUCCCUCUGGCCAACCAGUGCCUGCUGCUCAGGAUUCUCUUCCAUAGUUUUUGUCAAACAUGUGCAGCAGGAACUGAACUUUUUCAUGAAGUACCGGUUGAUUUUAAUGUCAAAACUUAGUACCAGAAUAUAGCACCCAUAUAUCAAUAAUAAAGAUGCACUUUCAUACCUAGAAUGAAAAACAGAUUUUUACAUAACAUGUAAUAUAAAAAAACCCCUACCCUUUAACUUGUUAAAAUGGCUGGUGUAAGGGGGAAUUUGCAUUAGUAGCAAAAGGAAAACACCCAGAAGUGUCUAUCUGCAGUUGUGUGGCUGGUGUCAUGGAAGUUUGUGAGUGUCUCCAUCUCUUCCAGUAGUUUGAUUCCCCUUGCCUUCAAAAUCUUGUUUGUGUACAGUAUAGCUGCAUGUUUUCCAGGGAAUCUUACUGAUUGAACAUUUACUGAUGUUCGAGUCUUCAUGUGAUGGUUAAGGAGAGGAGAGACAGUACAUGAUAUUUUGAGUUACAAACUUCAGAGACUUAGUGCUGGAUGGUGGUGACUUGAGGCAACAGGAGUUUCAGUGUUGAUGGGAGUUAAAAAAUCAGAAGCUCAUUAACGCUUCUGGCAGACAAAUGUUUUUCUUAAUGGUGAUGCUGUUAAAGGAAAGGCUCAAAAGGAGUAAACUAUGAAGAUGAAUUGUUAUGCAAAACAGUGGUGAUAGAAAUAGUGAAGUCUGUACAGACAAACCUAUGCAGAUCAAACUGUAUAAAUAUGCAGGGUUUGAAUGUUUAGGUAAUCAUCUUUACAAGCCUUGUGACUUUGUGGUUUUUUAAAGCCAACCGGAUGUUUCUUUCUUUUAGUGAAUGGCAGUACAGUUUGGGGUUUGGGUUGUUUGCUUGUUUCUCAAAACACUGUCUCACUUAUCUCCAGUCGAUGUUAACACUACUUGUGCUCUUACCAGUAAAUUAUGUUGUCAGAUAUCAUCCCAAGGACCGCCGCUACACUAAUUGUGUAUGCCAGACAGUCUCUAAACAGCGGCCAACAGGAUAGCCUCGAAACCUGCAGAUCACAGAGUCAUUUACUUUUUUUGAAUUUGUCUGUAAUACUUUCACUAAGUGCUGUAAAUGCUGCAUCAAUAUGUUGUUUCUAUAUUAUGUACAAAUUUAAGAUUCUUAGGAAUGACUUGAGUAUGAUAUUUAACAAGUUAGUGUUUUUAAAAACUUUCAUAGCAAGUUAACUUAAAACUGAUUACAUGCUGGUUUUGCUACUAAAUAAUAAACUUGACAGUUGUCAUA